This is a messenger RNA of Rhizopus microsporus ATCC 52813, 1080 nucleotides long. Its product is annotated as Clavaminate synthase-like protein. Bases 1 to 1080 code for a protein of 359 amino acids. The transcript is spliced from 2 exons. Lineage: Eukaryota; Fungi; Mucoromycota; Mucoromycetes; Mucorales; Rhizopodaceae. The record is from RefSeq and is a predicted model, not a curated record. Gene Ontology annotation, molecular function: dioxygenase activity.
AUGACAAUAACAAAGAUCCCAGUCUUGGAUUUAUCAAAAUACAACCAAGAAAACCCAAAUGAUGAGAACUCAAAAGAGUUCUUGAGAGAAUUAUUCCAAGCAAUGACAGAAAUUGGCUUCUUUUACGUGAAGAAUCACAAUGUUCCCAUAGAGCUACAACAAAAGUCAUUUGAAGUUAUCAAAUCCUUUUUUAAAUUGCCUCUUGAGGAAAAGCUAGAAAUUGAAUUGAAGAACUCUCCUCAUUUCAGAGGUUACUCUCGCCUAUAUGCCGAAACAACAGAUUAUAAGCAGGAUAAUAGGGAGCAAGUGGAUGUAGCAAAAGAAUGGCCGCCUCAGCCGAUUGAAGGAAAUCCAGCUUAUGUGCAACUCAGAGGACCAAAUCAAUGGCCAAAGCAGAUUCCUGAAUUUAAACAAGUGAUUACUCAGCUUAUGGACAACAUGACGCGUGUGGGUUUAAAGAUUUUGAAAGCAAUGUCUCAAGUACUGCAAAUUGAUCAGGACAAAUUUAUGGGUUUGUUUGGUAGCGAAGACACGGCAGGAGUGCGUAUGAAGUUACUGCGCUAUCCAGCUUUAAAUGAUCCUGUUGAUCGACCACUGGAUCAUGGGUUAGGCGUAGGGCCACAUAAAGAUGCAGGUUUCUUGGCGUUAUUACUUCAAGAUGAAAUUGGUGGACUUCAAGUACAAACUCAGGAUGGCGAAUGGAUUGAUGCAGACCCUAUACCAAACACAUUUGUAGUCAAUAUUGGAGAAAUAUUUGAGCGCUUGACAAAAAAGACGUUUGUAGCAACCACGCAUCGAGUCUUGAACAAGGAGUCGGCUGCAUACACUGAUAGAUACUCUAUUCCUCUGUUUUUAGCUCCUGCAUUAGAAACGAGAAUCCCCCAAAUCGAUAUUCCUGUUGCAAACAAAAAAGUUGUCUACUCUGAUGUAAAAGAGGAGCAGUUACUGCAAAACGAAGUGUAUGGCUUAAAUGAACUACUUUCUUAUAUACGAAGCCAUAAAAAAGCCGCUGAAAGAUGGUAUUACUUAGACGAAACAACAAAUGAAUGGCAUCGACGAAAUGUACCUCUUCCUGUUUAA